Molecule: messenger RNA, 3705 nt
Organism: Branchiostoma belcheri (Belcher's lancelet)
Lineage: Eukaryota; Metazoa; Chordata; Leptocardii; Amphioxiformes; Branchiostomatidae
Exons: 11
Coding region: 58-3705 (1215 amino acids)
Biological process (GO): signal transduction
Molecular function (GO): protein binding
Source: RefSeq, a predicted model, not a curated record
AGGAUUUCGCCCAUAAUUUACCACUGAAGCAGACUUUGUGACAGUCUGGCAAGCAGAAUGGAAACAGGUCCAAGUGUCGUCAUUUUGAGUGCAGCAGAAGAUGAAGCCUUUAUCGGGGCACUAGCAGAAGAGCUGGUGCAUUUGGAUUUUGGUUACAGUCUGUGCAAGAAGGACAUUUUUUGUUACAAGGUAACAGGGACACCUAGUGAUGACAAUCACACACAGCUCACGUCCACACUGAACCUCGGCAGCGUGAAACUUGUCGUGCCUGUGAUCAGCAGACACCUGCUCGGAGGCCAGUCUUCGCUCACAGUCACAUUAGGACUUGAAACUGCUGUAAGGAAUAAUAAGCCUCGAUACGUCAUUUGGCUGGAUCAGAACUCUGAUGACUUUCGUGCCUUCGGUACAUUGGUCAUGCGGCAGUACCCAAUGCUUGAGGCGCCAGCUAAGCAAGUCCAACGGAACAGCAUUGACUGGGCAAUGCCUGGCUGUGUAACUAGCAGAUUAAAAGCCAUCGCUCUCAAUCUCCGGGAUGCACUUUGUAGACAAACAGGUGAACUGAGGUUACAGUGUUUGCGGGCCUUAACCAACACUGGGGAGUUCCUAGCUGACAACAUGAAUCUAAAAUCGCUUCUCAAGCGGCUGGAACAUGAGAACCAGCUGAGGCCAGCUGAUGUCAAGUCUAUCAAUGCGAACAUGACACCAGGCCGCUGUUUAAUAGACAUGCUGCAGAAGAGGAAGCGGCAAGAGCCAUACGACCAAUUAGUGAACAUCUUAGAAGAGGAUGGCCAGGGCUUCCUAGUGAAGGAGAUGGAGCAUUGUGAGCAGUUGGCAGAGAAGGAAUAUGGCAUUGACAGACAUCAGGGGUCACAAUAUGGUCAACAGAGCAAACGAGUGGGACAUGUGGCACAACAAAAUAAAGAUCCACAUAUCUUAACAAAGCAAAGAGAUCAACCUGAUUCCAAUACAAAUUUAGAUGAUGAACAAGCACAGUCAAAAAUCAUGAAGACGGUCUUCAUUGGACAGGCAAUGGCAGGAAAGACCAGUUUAUGGCAAAGCCUUUCACGUCAUCAACCAUUUUUCCAUAUUCCUGUGAUCGACAGAACUGUAGGUGUCCGCGUGGACAGUUUCGUCAUCCAUGACACUGAGAAUAAUUGUGUUGAAGCUUCAAUAUGGGACUUUGCAGGCCAAUCUACAUAUCACUAUGUGCAGAGGGUGUUGCUAACACCUCAGGCCCUUCACGUCCUCACUGUAGACAUGUCAAGAUACAAGUCAGAGGAGUUCCAGGAACAAAUUGGAACAUGGCUAACAUCCAUAACCUCCCAUGUGACCAACCCAGCUAUCCUUGUUGUAGGAACUAAGAUGGACAUGUUGGGAGACAAGGAUGUAGAAGCGGCAUGUUCCCUCAUUGAGAGGGAUAUUCAAGUAGCCGAACAUAGUACACAAACCAAGUUGAGGGAAGAGAUUCUACUCUGUCAGAUGGCUUUGGAUGCGGCAGACAGUGGGAAAGAUGUGCCAGAACUUUUCUAUGGUCUUUCAAGUCAAGACAUCUUGGCUAAGAAAGAAUCCCUGGAAAAGUUGCUUGAUGGACGACCCAAAAGUUUGUUAAAUGUACAAGUUAUUCCGGUCAGCAACAAAACCUAUCAGGGUAUUGAAACUCUGCGCACAAAGAUGGCAGAAAUGGUCAAGGACAAGAACUUGUUUCCUUCUGUCCAAGAGAUGCCAACUUUGUGGAAGAAACUAUCAGGACUAAUCAAGGGCCGAGAAUGCACACAUCUUCAAGUCAAAGAUUGUCAGUACCUUGGAGCAUCUAUUGGGAUGAGGGAGUCAGAUGUCUUGAAGGCACUCAACCAUCUGCAUAUGACCGGACAGAUCCUGUUCUACAGCCACAUCAGAGGGAUGGAAGAUAUGGUCUUCCCAGACCCAACCAUCAUCCUCACACUCUUCAAGCGGAUCUUUAGGCAUGACCUACCAGGAUAUCUGGACCGCAUAGCUAAGUCUCUCUCUGAACAUGCAAGAGUACAGUUUACUAAAGACGUGAUGUUGUUCUUGAAAGAAGGCAGGGCAACCAAGAGUUUCCUAAAAAAUGUGCUUGGAGAUGACAAUAUACCUGUAUUCUACAAACUACUUCCUCUCAUGCAGCACUUCGGCUUGUGUUUUGGAUCAGAAAUAUUCCCAACAGAGCUCCCUGCCGCCCAGCCUGACGAGAUCGCGCACUGCUGGCCAGAAAUUGUGGCAUCAGGCGAAGAGGAGGUCUCUGUUAGUAUAGUGUACAGCCAAGAGCCUCCUCUGGGUUUAAAUGAAACAAUGGUUUCCCGAAUUCUGUCCAUGGAACAGACCACGUGCCGCCUCCUUGCCAGAGACACUGUCAUCAUUCAUACUGAAGAGAACUCGGAAGGAAUCAUGUACCGUCACUUUUCUACACAUGAAGAAAUACGGAUCAGGGGAGAGUUGGAGAAGGCAUGGCAACGGGCUCAAGUAGUAGUGAGGCUGAUAGAUGCCUGUCGGGAUGAGUUUCCUGCAUUGUACCUCAAAGGCAGUGUUGAAAGCAAACGAACAGCCAGGUCACUCACUAUAGAGGCUGUGAGACAAUGCAGGACAGGUGAUCUGUUGAGAAUGGCCAUGGGACACUUCAAAGGGCUGCUGCCAUCUGUGAGAUCAAUGGAUGUCGUUGCCAAGAAUUUCAUCGACAACCGUCUGUACCAGGUCAGUAAGGCCCUUGGUGAGGGAUGGAUGCGGCUGUGCCAAGAGCUAGGACUGGACAGCUCUGUAUUGGACAACACCCCAGUAGUUGGGCCUACCCAGGAUGCCUUCCAGAUGCUGAAGGUCUGGCGGACCAGGAAUGACCAUGGACCAUUGCACCAGCUGCUGCUGCUGGGAAAAACUCUGCAGACUAUCGGAAGGCUGGACCAGGUUGCAGUUGUACAUGAAAUUUACAAGGAAUAUUGGGAUAUCUUGAAAGUAACACCUGUCAGGCCUGGGAUGACUGGAGGCACACACUGGUCCCUCAGCUUGCCAGGUGAAGGAAAGUACCUGUGCACCGAGACUGGGCUGGGCGUGGUGACUCCCUGUCCAAUGCAUGUGACCUACACACUUGCAUCAGCAGAAAGCACCUCUAGGCUUCCCAUCGCUAGAUUCCCGUGGGAAAGCACAGUUGAACCUGUCAUGCAACCUGCAUGUAUGUUGGAGAGGGACCUACGCAGAAAUGGCCUGUGUGUGGUGUUUGCACCUGCAAACUUCACUCGUGUCUUUCAGCUCCAUGUCUACAUCAUCUCCAACGACGUGCGAAUAGUUAAGCAUCUUCAGGAGUUGGAGAGGGAAGAAGGCUACUCCAGCUGGGACCCAGAACCAUGUGUGUUGAAAGUUGGGGAAAAGUAUCAUCUGAAGGUGACCGUCCGCAACGAAACAAACAUCAAUGUGCUGACACGACCUGAGGAGGGUAUUCCCUUUGUCGACACCUUCCAGACUGGGAUGUAUUACAAGAAGUUCCGGGUGAACGUGAAUGCAACAGAGCACAGAAAAGGGCAGAGGUCCAACCUUGAGUUUGACUUGCAUCUUUCAACUGCUGACCACGAGACUGUAUGCAACUUUAACCUUACCAAAGUUGCUUCUGGUCCAGGCAAGAGGUCACCACAUGAUGACCACAGAGGUUCUGGCCCACUUUCCACAACUGAUGCUCUCAAUAUUGAGGAAAGUGAGGGGUAA